UUUCCAAGGAAACUUAUCAGAAAAUUGGAAAAUGUGGAAACAACAAUUUCUACUGUACCUAGGCUACAUGAUAGCAAGUGGUGGGGAUGACAAAGAUGAACCUGUUAAAAUCGCGAUCUUAAGGCUGGUCCAGACGCUCCAUUUUGCACAACGUUUUGUCUCCGCAUUUCAAGACAUUGCAGACAAAACAUUGCGUGUGGACCGGAAAACUGCGCAGUUUUGAGUCCGUCGGGAGGACUGCACAGUUGCAGCGAUAACUGAGCUCGUGAGCUCUGAAAACCGUGACCUGUGCAGACAUGUCAUUGCGUGUGGACACUUACUCUGUUUUCCAAUCCGUUUUGUUCCUCAGUUUUCUCUAAUCAUCCGACCAUGGCAGAUCUUCGGCAAUGUUCUCGCGAGUUUUUGAUGGAUUUUAUUUCACUUUAUGAAAGUUUUCCGUGCAUUUGGCGUGUUAAAUCCAAAGAGUACAGUGACAGGGACAAAAAGGGGGAAGCAUACGAGAGAUUGGUUGAAAAGUUCAAAGAAAUAGAUGUCAACGCGAGCAGGGAGACAGUGGUGAAGAAAAUCAAUUCUUUGAGAAGCGUUUAUCGCAAAGAAUUGGCAAAGGUAAACAAAUCGAUUCGAUCUGGGGCUGGAGAAGACGAAAUUUGCAAGCCAUCUCUGUGGUAUUUCGAUUUGCUGCAUUUUCUCAAUGAUCAGGAGACACAAGGCCGUCGAGGAAUACCAUGGACGAAAGUGAAGAGUCUGUAAACUGCGACGAAUCAUCACAACUAGUAAGAAAAAACAACAAAAUUUCCUAUUAUUACCUAAUCGCUUUAUUAACUGAAACAUAUUCUUUUAUUUAAUAGGUACAAUCAGCUUUUAAAAUGUUUAUUACAAGUAUCUACUAAAAAAUUACAAGUACCAAAUAAUAUUUUAUGUACGCCAUUAAUUGUUCAAAGUUAUAAAUCUAUCUUGCCAAGGAACAGAAGACCCCUCAUUGUUAAAGUACUCCUUGAAAUGAUCUCUGACCCCAUUAGCAUUGUUCAACAUGUGGCCUCUUGGUCCACGCUGUAGGUCGUGCAUUAAUUCUGGGUUACAUCUUUCACCCAAUUCAACAGUACAUUCAGAAAUAUUUUCCUGAUCCAUACUUUCUGGAGGGGUGUAGUUUUGGAGGGACUUUCUCCGCAAAAAGUUGUGUAAAGCGCAACACGCAAGAACUACAGUAUCGACAUUGUGCAUCUUUAAAUUAAUACUUAUGUGGAAAAUACGAAAUCGGGAAGCCAAAAUGCUGAAUGUGUUUUCAACAACACGCCUCGCCCUAGAUAGGCGAUAAUUAAAAAUUCUUCGGUCCCUUGUUAAUGUUUCUCGUCGAUAUGGUUUGAGAAGGUCUUGACGCAUAGCGAAGGCUUCAUCCCCAACAAAAACAUAUCUUAAAACUCUGUUUGAACUUCCAAUGGAUCUGGGUUUUGGAAUUUUUAACUCGUUGUUAACGAGAUUUUCAUAAAAUUGAGUGUUAUUUAUGACUCCUCCAUCUGAGAUCCGACCAUUUGUUCCUAUAUCACAAUACAAAAACUCGCAAUUGGCAUUGGCUAUUGCCAUAAGAACAACACUGUGGGUUUUUUUGUGAUUGAAAUAAUAGGACCCACUUCCCUUAGGUGGCACAAUUCUAAUAUGUUUUCCGUCAAUUGACCCUAAACAAUGAGGGAACUGCCACAUUCUUUCAAACUCCGCUGCAACUUCCAUCCACUCCUCUUCAGUCUUGGGAAACUGAAACAAAACAAAAAAGAAGAAAUAUUGCAAGAGUUUCAUCCUCAUUGAAAAUUUGUAAAAAUAAUAAAAAUAUGGAGAUCAAUUAUAACAGCUGGGCCUAGUUGAAAGUUGUGUGUAUAUUUUUGGCUUCAAAAUUUUCUGAAAUAACUUAAUUUAUUCAAAGUGUGGUGAUA
This is a messenger RNA of Nilaparvata lugens (brown planthopper), 1925 nucleotides long. RefSeq lists its product as uncharacterized. Bases 370 to 750 code for a protein of 126 amino acids. The record is from RefSeq and is a predicted model, not a curated record. The transcript has a single exon. NCBI's taxonomy places the organism in Eukaryota, Metazoa, Arthropoda, Insecta, Hemiptera, Delphacidae.